AUGAGUUCUUCUUAUGCACUACUGGUUAUGCUAACGGUGGCCAGUAUAGUACACAUUGACUGCUUGCCGUUCAAUGAGGGCCUAGAUAUUACGACCUAUUCACCGUCCCUUGAAUCUUCCGAGCCGUCUAUCCCGGAUCUGGUGACCGGCCUGGAAUCGGACAGCGAGAAAACACAAUCUGACCCGGUCGUUGCUGAAACCGAGAAGCCAGUCAAACUGAACGAACGCGGCAAGUCUGGAAAACGGCCUGUUUCUCGGAUGUGGUACUGUAAGCGAAUUUGUGUGCGUCCGCACUGCUAUCGUCGCUGUUGGUGGCGUUGA
Echinostoma caproni is the source of this 321-nucleotide messenger RNA. The record is from the annotation of a GenBank genome assembly. NCBI's taxonomy places the organism in Eukaryota, Metazoa, Platyhelminthes, Trematoda, Plagiorchiida, Echinostomatidae.